Messenger RNA from Anopheles aquasalis, 675 nucleotides. RefSeq lists its product as uncharacterized. The record is from RefSeq and is a predicted model, not a curated record. Lineage: Eukaryota; Metazoa; Arthropoda; Insecta; Diptera; Culicidae.
AUACAGGAGAUUCAGUUGUUAAGCCCAGGCGCCAGCGUAUACUACUGCUGCUGCUGCUAAACUCCGUUGACCGCCGUGUGUUCUAACUGUGUUGUGCCGUGCCGCUCAUGAUGACGUGGCGCGGACGCUUGAUUACGCUGCAGUUGCUGCCGGCGGCGGCGUUUCUGUACCUUCUGGCCCUUCCUUGCUGCUGCAGCGGCGUUGAUGCUGUCAACGAUCCGAAUGCCAUUCUUACGGCCAGCUUAGCAUGUCGGGAGGCCGGAAAUGGGACGGCGACGGCACACGAGAGCGUACUGCUCACCGCCUAUCGGCCCCUGUUCGAGAGUGUCCGGAAGCGCGACUAUCUGGACGCGCAGAGCCAGAAGCUGCACACACUCCAGGAGUACCUAGAUGACCGUGCACCGUACGUGAGCGUCGGGAUGGAUCCGACCGUCGGUAUUCCAUACGGGACGGAAGCGUGCGUGCCCGAGCUGAACCGACACUUCCGGCGUCUGGUCCUGCUGCGUGUGACCGACCACCACGAGGAUCUGCGAGGCGGUGCUUACCGGCGGCUGGAGAUAUGCGUGCGCACGCAGGAGGACAGCUAUGACGAUGCGGUAAACUUACUCCAGGCCACGCUCGUGCUCGGCGCUGGUCAUACUUCGCCAUAAACCAAUAAAAGGCAAGCGACUAUGA